AAUCAAGAAUCAAGAAAAGCUGUGAGUUACAAGCAAAAAUCUAAAUAAAAAUACAAGAAAUAAGAAACAAAACAAAACAAACACACACAAACAGAAGAAGCUGCGAAAUAACCAAAAUCUAAGAAAUAUUGAAAAGAAGAAGAAGCAGUUACUGACAACCACAAAGCAGGGCAACGCAACGAACAGCGAACAUAAAAGCUUUAAUUCGUGUGUUAAUCAAUUGACUUUCAAGGCGCCAGAGCAAAAGCAUUUCCAUAUUCAUAAAAUCUCAACUGAAAUCUGGCAACUGGAAACUGGGCUGUAAUUUUUUUUUGACUUUGCUGCAGAUGAUGUGCUUUGGCAGCUUGGCUUGAGUAGCGUCACUACGCUGUACAAUCGAAACUGAUAAUAUCGAUAUCGAUAACGAUAACUUUGCGCCAGCCAAGAGAAGCAGCAGCAGCAGCAGCAACAUGUAUCCGGGCAGCGCCGCCAGCAGCACUGCAUCCAAAUUUCAGAAUCGUUGCGCCUCGCCACAAUUUGCCAGCUUUGCGCCACCACCGCCGGCAGAUUAUCCGGCGCAGCCGCAACAUGGACAACAACAGCUGGCUGGACAGACCACAGCGGUGGCCGUGCACAGUGCACCCGGCGGCGGCGGAGGACACGGUUCGAUGCGGCACAUUCAACGCAAUCAGCUCACCAGGAGUGGUCACAGCACCCAUGGCCAUGGCCUCGGACAUGGACAUGGACAUGGACACGGCGCACACAGUGGUCACGUUGGUCAUGGCGGUCAUGAGCACGGUCAUGGCCUGGGCAUGGGCAUGAGCAUGGGCAUGGGCGGUAUGGGGCAUGCCGGCGCCGCUGCAACGCUCGGCCAUCAUCAUUCUGGGCAUCGGGGCGAUCUAAUCUUUCCGGAUGACAUGGACAGCAUUGAGUUCUGCAUGCCAGCGCCACCAGCCACAUCCUCGCAGCAAAAUGGUGAGCUGCUGCUGCUCCAAGGCGGCGGCCACAGCGAACCCUUCACGGAGCGGCGACGACGCGGCCACAGUCGCCGCAGCAACCACAAAAUGGAUGUCGAACAGCAGGUAAAGUGGUCACGCAAGAAUAUUGCUGCCACAAUGGAGCGCUUUGAGCCAACCAGCGCCGCAACCACAACCAAUACACAGUCGUCGUCGUCGACUUCAUCGCUGGAUUAUGGAUUCGCUGCUGGCGUUAUGACGCCCAGCAGCAGCAGUGCCACACCCUCGCAUGGGGCCGGAUCCGCAUCCGCUUCCGCUGGCAUGUCCUCAACAGCCUCGCUGCAUGUGGCCUACAAUGGUGGUGCUGGUGCAGGUGCUGGCGCAGGUGGAUCGGGUGGUGGUGGCGCUGCUGCAGCUGCAGCUGCUGCUGCUGCUGCUGCUGCACCCUUUAAUCAUGUCUACUCCUAUGCAUACUAUGAGCCCGGUGCAGCCAAAUGCCAUACAAAUGUGCCCGCCCAGGGGCAUGGUCAGGCUCAGGGUCAGGGUCAGGGUCAGGGCAAUGGCCAUCAUCAUCAUCAUCAGCAGCAGCAGCAGCAGCAGCAGCAGCAGCAGCAACAGCAUCAGCAUCAUCAUGGCGGCCAAUCAAAGAGUCCGCCACGCAACUCGAUACGCGCCCUGUUGGCGAAGAGUUUCCGUUCAAAGUCGUCGUCGCACAGCGGCCAAUCGACAUCGUCGUCGCCGAGUGCCGAGGAGCGGGACAGACACACGUAUACGACACGGUACGGCACCACCGAGAAUCUGUAUGAGGAGGUCAGCGAUCAGAAGAUACGCAAAGUGCUCUCCGACAAUCGCAUCGCCACAUCGAGUGCGGGCAAUGUGAAGGAGGAGCUGCGUCGCGUCCAGCACAAUCAUUUCCGUGUGCUCGACGAGCUCAAUUUGUCGUUGGAGGCAUUGAUUAUGCCACCGACGCCACCGGACAUCAGUCCCAGCCAUGCCAAUCCACCGCCGCCCAGUGCCAGUUCCAAUGAUGUCCAGCACGAGGCAUCUGCCACCAGCAACAGCAGCUGCAGUGGCAGCGGCAGUGGCAGCGGCAGCGGCAGUGCCAGUGCCAGUGGCAGCGGGAGUGCUGUUGGCGCCAACUGCUCAGCGUCACAGUCGUCACAGCUGGUGCAGGGCGGCAAGGGCAAUGUGCUGACGGCCAGUGGACAGCAGCGGCCGCGUCGCGGUGGCUUAUUGGGUGGUGCUGCUGCCAGCGCCGCAUCCAACUCGAGCUCAGCCUCGCACGCCAGCCUGGAGAAUCUGUCGAGCACACUGAACAGCAUGGAGCUGAAGGAUCAUGCGCACAGCAGCUGCAUCAAUCCGGAGUUCGAUGAGGGUGAUCUUGAUAGCGGAUUCAGUGGCAGCGGCAGCAGCAGCGGCGCUAGCUACAAUGAAAGUUUGCGCUACUAUAAAACAGCCACGCCCACAAGCCACAGCCAUAGCCACAGUCAGCAGAGUCACAGUCACAGUCAGAGUCAGAGUCAGAGUCUCAGUCAUGGCCAUAAUCACAACACAAACACCUUGCCACACAAUUUGCGCAGCUGUCGAUCCUCGACAGCGUCGGGCACAUCCACAUCGAAGAGCAGCAUGGCCAGCUGUGGCGAAGAUCAGGGCAUUGCCGGCAUGGGCAUGGGCAUGGGUCUGGGCAUGCCCAUCGGCAUGAAUAUGGGCAUGGGCAUGAAUAUGGGCGCCAUUAAUAUGGGCGCCAUGAACAUGGGCAUGGCCAUGAACAUGGGCAUUGCCGAGACUGUCGCGGGCAACUCCGGUUCGAUGUCGCCAUUUAAUUAUCCACGUCGCUGCUCAGCGGAUCAGCAGCGCGCCUCGGGACGUUCGAUUGUUUCGGCAAGUGGUUCCGGAUCGGGAUUGGCAGCGGCAACGGCAACGGGAACGGGUACGGGUACGGGUACGAGUGGAGGAGUCGCUGCCACAAUGACCGCAACUGGAGCGAAACCCAAAAAGAACUUCUGGACCAUGAAACCGUGAUGCUACAAAAAAGCUUUGCGUCACAUAUGCAAGAAGUGGAGCAUCGUUAUGGAAUACAAUUCAAAGACUGCCUCAUGCCAUGCCAUCCACUACUAUCAGCCACAUCCGCAUUCGUAUCCGCAUUCACACCAGCGAUACCAGCAGCAACCAACACUGAAGCACAGCAGCAACUAUUGCAGCAGCAGCAGCAACAGCAGCAGCAGCAGUAGCAGCAGCAACUGCAGCAGCAGCACUAGCAGCAGCACAAGCAGCGGCAACUGCAACAACCACAUUUGUAGCCACAAACAGCAACAGAAGCAGCAGAAGCAACAAAAGCAACAAAAGCAACAAAAGCAGCAAAAACAACAUAAGCAGCAGCAAAAGCAAACAAGGCAACGCUACGGUCACACUGGCCGCAGUCGCCAUUAUAAGUACGAUGCCGUCGAGGAGUGUUGCCGUCCAAUCUAUAACGAGCAUUACGGUUCUCUGGCGGAGAUGUUGUGAGUGCGGAUCACAAACUGGUGGGCAUUCGACCGAAGCGCAAGGUACCUACAACAACAGACUAGCUACAAGGUGUUGUACUCCAUUGCGGAAGACGGAAACGAGACCGAUAAGGAGACAGACCUACACACGCAUACCAAGACAGAGACAGAGACGGAGACGGAGACAGACGCAGAGACAGAGACGGAGACAGAGACAGAGGCGGAUAUAGUUACGGAUAUGGAUUAAGUUUUAAUGUUUGCAUACCCAAAAUGGUAGCUUCUUCAUCUUCUCUUAAGCAUGAACUGGAAAGAAAACAUAUAUAUAUAUAAUAUGUACAUUUGAUAGAUAUCCCGUAGAUAUCGAAAUAAUAGAACAAAAAAAAAAAAAAAAACGAUUACUGAUUACUGAUUACUGAUUAACGAUAAACGAUAAACGAUUUGAGUGUUAAAUGUAUUUACGAAUAGAUGAUAUAUGUGUGUAAUAAUACGAUAUACCUAUGCAUUUACAUAUGUAUACACCUACCAUAUAGAUGUUUAUGCAAAUUGAGCAAACUUUACCAGCACAGAGCAUAAUGUUAGAUAUAUAUAUUCAAAAUAUAUGUAUUAAUCAUUGAUAUCUGGCACGAAUGGGCGCACGCUAUAAAUGUUAGGCAUACGUCUAUAUA
This is a messenger RNA of Drosophila grimshawi, 4083 nucleotides long. Its product is annotated as hornerin. NCBI's taxonomy places the organism in Eukaryota, Metazoa, Arthropoda, Insecta, Diptera, Drosophilidae. The record is from RefSeq and is a predicted model, not a curated record. The transcript is spliced from 7 exons.